AUGAAGACCUCGCAACAAGAUCCGCAUGAUGAAGCAUCUUCGAUGGCAACAGUCACCGAUGAUGCAGAAAUCUCACUACAGAUCAUGGCAUCGAACCCGAACCCAGUUACAGAAAUCAUCAACCGAGCAACGCCACACAUAUCUGGUCCCGAUGCUUUCGAGCCAGUUGCAACGAUCGAAGCCCCAAAAGGUGAAGAGUCUUACAGGGAAGCUGGCGACGAGAUCUUUGAUACGGUAUCUCGAGGACGAAAGAUAGCUAUAGUCGCAGUCUUGUCGUUUGGGGCGUUCUUAUCGCCCAUAUCGAGUACAUCCGUGUUGGCAGCAACACCAGAGGUUGCGUCGACUUACAACACGUCCGGUAGUAUUACCAAUGUGAGCAACGCAGCAUAUAUGAUCGUCAUGGCCUUGUCUCCUCUGUUCUGGGGGCCCAUGAGUCAAGUGUAUGGAAGACGUGUUGUAGCUUUAUCCUCAUCAGCUAUAUUCUUUCUGCUUAGUUUGGCGACCGCACUGGCUCCUAACCUCGCGUCAUUCAUGGUAUUUCGGGCAGCUUCUGCGUUUGGCGGAACGGCGUUUAUUCUCAUUGGACCAACAUGCAUUGGUGAUAUAUACCGCCCUACAGAGCGCGUUGCAGCCAUGGGCUGGUUUCUGACGGGAACCCUUGUUGGUCCCGCCUUUGGACCAUUCCUGGGUGGUAUAAUUGUAACGUAUUCGUCCUGGAGGAGCAUUUUCUGGUUACAGACAGCACUGGCUGCAGCUGGAUGUCUGGGCGUCUAUUUCGUUGUGUCCGAAACAUCUCACCACCUCAAGAUUAAUGAUCUGAAAACUCUUUCGGGUAAAAAGAGGACACUCACGAUCCUGGGCAUGAUCAGUCCGAUGAGAGUACUGCAUCUAUUUCGAUAUCCCAAUAUUGCCUUGGUGGCUGGCGGCAGCGCAUCCUUGACAUGGAACAUGUACAGCCUUCUUACAUCGAUUCGAUACGUUUUAAACCCACGCUUCAACCUCAAGUCUCCGCUGCCCCCGGGUCUCUUUUACCUGGCGCCAGGCUUCGGCUAUUUGGCUGGAACAUUCGCAGGGGGUCAUUGGGCAGACUACACUGUGAAGAGAUGGAUCAAGAAGCGUGAUGUUCGUGUUCCUGAAGAUCGACUUCGAUCUACGGUGCCUUCUAUGGGUGUAAUCAUUCCGGGAGGCAUGCUGGUCUAUGGCUGGACUGUGGACCAAGAGGCUGGUGGCAUCCCGGUUCCAGUCAUCGCCAUGUUUGUGCAGGGCGUUGCGCAGCUGUUUUGUUUCCCGUCGUACAACACGUACUGCCUCGAUGUGAUGCCUGACCAAGGAGCUGAAGUGGCCGCAACGAAAUUCUUUGCAAGAUAUCUAGUCGGAUGCGUGGCAUCAGCGGUAGUUCUACCAGCAAUUGAGGCACUCGGCAUUGGGUGGUUUUCCACCAUAUCAGCAGCGUACUUGAUAACCUCAGCUCUGGCAACUAUGGCUGCGAUUCGAUGGGGGAAGUGUUGGAGAGAAAGAAUGGAGGGAAAGCUUGAGAAUUCGAGGGAGAAAUAG
Fusarium poae is the source of this 1554-nucleotide messenger RNA. RefSeq lists its product as uncharacterized. The transcript has 3 exons. The coding region runs from base 1 to 1554 and encodes 517 amino acids. The record is from RefSeq and is a predicted model, not a curated record. NCBI's taxonomy places the organism in Eukaryota, Fungi, Ascomycota, Sordariomycetes, Hypocreales, Nectriaceae. Gene Ontology annotation, biological process: transmembrane transport. Gene Ontology annotation, molecular function: transmembrane transporter activity.